UAAGAAUUGGAGGAGUUUCCUCAUCGUCGCUUCUGUGAAUAUCAUGUGCUGUGUGUGAUUACGUGGAUGAUAUUUCUAAUAAUUGAGAAUUCUUGUUGGUGGAUAUGCGAAAUGUUACUGAUUGAUACAGGAUGAUUCUUUGGGCUUAUCUGAGAGAUGGCGGUUCUAACUCGCGGCAAUGUUGUCACGAACGAUAAUGACGUUGCGGCCGCGAAGGUUUUGAAGGGUCGGAAUCGGGAGUCGGUGUGGGAGUAAGUACGAGAUCCGCGGCCACAAAACAAAACAUGGACGCCGUUGAGGUAAAUACGUCGGAGCCACCUGAAAAUGAGGAAGGUAUGGUCUCCGACGUGGAAAUAUGUCGCGUGUGUCUCCUUGGAAAUUUGGUUAUGCGGGACCUCUUCCAGGAGAAUGAUGUCGCCUCCUUAUCCGCCAAGGCCAUGAGCUUCGCCAGCGUUAAGAUGUUACCAGAGGAUGGUCUACCCUCACAAGUAUGCUGUGUCUGUGCACAAAAGUUGGAGUCUGCAUAUGAAUUCAAAUUACAAGUUGAACAAGCUGAUGGAGUCUUGCGGGAGAGAUAUGACUCGCUUAACAUCAAGGAGGAGCUUUUCUUUAAUGAAGUAGAAGUUCAAGUUGAUGCUCACUUUCAAACUUCUAGUGAAUCUUUAGAUGAGGAAAUUGAUGAUGAAAAAAGGACUUUAUUAAAGGAUCAUAUGGCUCUUCUUCAAGUGGAGAAGCUUGCAGAGGAAGAAACAGCAUUGGAGGAAGAACAGGGAGACGUGCAAGAACUUCAAGAGGAGGUUGACCAGGAGACCAUUCAAGAAGACCAGCAGGUCAUUGAUGAAGAAAUAAUUCAGCAAGAUGAAGAUCAGACACACGAAAUAACAAACACAUUGGAAGCUCACGAACAAAUCAAAGACGAGGGUACGGUUGUAGUGGAUACUAUGGCAGUGGAGGAACACGAUUACAUUGUGCAACAUGAUUACACUUUACAAUCUGAUCGAGAAUAUACUGCGCAAGAGGCUCCAUCUCAAAAUCAGGACUCUGAACAGUUCAUGGAACUCCUGAAUGAAGAAGACAUUCCCAAUGAUGAUAUCAACCAAGAAGAGCAAUGUGAUGCAACGAAAGCAGAGUGUCCGUCUGAUCGUAGUUUAUCCCAAACAGAAACACGAAGGAGUAAACGCAGGUCCUUACGAAGAGCAGCCAUGGCUGAUCGGGUCUCCGACGAGGAAAACUAUUUCGAGAAUCUCAACCUCAGCUCCAGGUUGAAACGUGCUCAGGCUGACAAAAGUGAGAAAGUAUUCUUCGUGUGUUACUUGUGCGACAAGCAGUUCUUAUCAAAAGGCGUUCUCAAAGAACACAUGCAUUCUCAUGAAGAAGUUAGACGAGCUUUAUCCAUGAAAAAGACACCUGAGAAGCCACAGAGGAGUAACACAGGUACAGCGAAGAUACCGCCGUCAGGUAAACGCGCCAACAAGUGUCCUCAUUGUGGUAAAGAAUAUCUUUAUGUGAUUUCUUUCAAUAAGCACCUGAAGCAACAUGAAAAAGAUACGGUGCAGGAUAAGAAGGAACACAUGCCGCUGGAAGUUUCUUUCGAAGAGGAUGAGAAUAGUCUAAGCUUUUCUAAUUGCAAUCGUGCACCCAGUUCUAUUUCAGGUGACGAUAGAAGCAUGAGGGAGGACGAGGAAUAUCUCGAGGAUGAUAAUCAGAACGAGAAUGAGGAUCAAGAAGACAGAAGAAAGAGAAAGAGGAAGAAACACAUACAGUCCUACUUGUGUAAUAAAUGCCCUGAGAAGUUUUAUACGAAACGUGGUUUACGUAAACAUGACAUUAGACAUAUUCCAUUGACGUGCAGUGUAUGCAACGAGGAGUACGACUCUCUGGAGAAGCUUAGGCACCAUAGGACAAAGCAUGUGAUUGAAGGUGUUUUGUCCGAACAAGAUUUGAAGGAAGAUGUGCAGGAGAUUGUUGAAAAGGAGAUUGAAGAAGAGGAUGAAGAUGAUAUUGAGGAGGAUAUCGAGGAUGAGGUAGAUAACGAAGAACAGUUUUCAGAUACCCAAGGAAAGGAGAUGCAUAGGAAGAGAAGAUGGAAUGAAACAAAAGAUUUGAAGUGUCCGAACUGUCCAAUGACUUAUUCCCAUAAAAAAUCCUUAUCAAGACACUUACAAACACAUGAAGGUACCAAGUAUGGUUGCAAGAUGUGUUGUCAACAGUUCACCAGGAAGGACCAUCUCCGUAGGCAUAUGGAACAGCAUGGUAGAGUCAAGUCCUUUAAGUGCACGCAGUGUAACAAAACCUUUGGUAAUGAAUUGACACUUCGAAACCAUCUCAUAGCUACCAAUCAUAAAACUUUUGUGCAUGGUCAGGAAUAUGAUCCUAAUAAAAGAAUCAAAAGAGUUGCUGCGAAGGCUGCGCAAAAGAUUAUUGACAAGAUCAAAAUAGAGGACGAUCUUGAGGAUGACGAGGAUGAGGAUGAUAUAAAUGAUGACUUUGGCAAUCAUGGUGAUGACUACGGACCAACAAAGAAACAUAAUUACAGAAAGGACUUCGAGUGCGCCACUUGUGGUAGAAAAUGUGGCUCUAAGCAAUCCUUAACAAAGCACAUGGAGCAACACGUGAAGGAUGAGAAAGCAGAGAAAUUAGAGAAAAUGAAGAAGGAUAAGAAAGACUUACAAAAGAAUUGCAGCGGUAAUCUUGGUCUUGGAAUAGGCGACUUCGACAUAGACGACGAUGAGAAUUCAGACUUCGAGAGCGGUUUAGAGUGGCCAAUAGACAAUCACGAGUGCACUACUUGCAAAAAGAAAUAUAGCACAAAGAAGUCCCUCCUGCGACACCAGCUUCUCCACGAGGAGCCAAACUUUGAGUGCGAUAUAUGCAACGUAAAGUUCUACCGCAAGGACAAACUAAAAGCACACUACGAUAAGUGCUCAGAGAAAAAUCCUGACCAGGUCAGGAAGUGCAACAUCUGUGGGGAUAGCUUCGAAAGUAAUGAACUCCUACGAGAACACAGAGCCAAGCACGUCACUGAAGGGAUCCUUACAGAAGAGGAUCUCAGGGACAUAGAACCCAGGCCAGAGAAUCGCAAAAAGGGUGAGAAAAUCGUUCGUAAACGAAGAACAGACAUAGUAGGCUUAGAGUGUACCGAGUGCAACAAACAGUACACAUCUCGUAAGGGUCUUCUGCGUCAUCUCCAAGUACACGAGGGUAAGAAGUACCUCUGUGACAUAUGCCCCAAGAAAUUCUACAGACGAGAACACCUUAAGAUUCACGUAGCUAAACACAACAUGAUAAAACCAUACAAGUGCACGCGCUGCACGAAACGCUUCACCAAGGAGGAGCAGCUUACAAAUCACUUGACGAAGCACGACCGUAACUUCAAGAAGAGCAAGGAUACAGACAGUUCGAAGAGGUUUCUCUGUGAGAUCUGCUCCAAGAGUUUCACCCAGUCGACGACGUUGAUAGCUCAUCUAAGGGCGCACAACGGUAUAAAGCCCUACGUCUGCGAAGUCUGCUCUAGGCCCUUCACCACCAAUGCGUACCUGAAAAUGCACAUGAGAACGCAUACUCAGGAACGUCCUUACAUAUGCCAGUACUGCUCUCGCGCAUUUGCCAGAGCUGACACACUGGCCAAUCAUUUAACCUCUCAUACAGGUGAGGCUAAGUAUCAUUGCAAAUACUGUCCUAAGAAUUUCAGGCGCCUGAAGUCUCUCAAGGAACACGUUUUCAUACACACGGGUCAACGACCUUAUGCCUGUCCCACCUGCGACAGGAGAUUUAAUAACAACGGUAGCCGUUACGCUCAUAGCAAAAGGUGUAGGCAGAACCUCCUGCAGAAUCAAAACCGCAAUGAGAACUUGGAGCAGGUGCAGCUGCAACCCCGGAUACAUCAGACCAUCGGACAAGCACACAUAGUGAAGCCUCAAAGUGUUAAAACCAUAACAAUAACUAGACCAGGGGAUACAGUAACUGCUCAGCAGGUAAUGCAGCACCAGGAGAUCCUGAUGCCCUUGAUCUUACCACUCACGGUGACCCUGACGGACGUUGGCGAAGAAGUGAUACUCCCAGAGGGUACAAAAAUAUUUACUACCUCGUAAUCGACAAAGUUCAGACUCUCUUUGCAGAGCGUUCGACUACCCUACAAGUUUUCCAUGAUGAAACAAGAAUGAAGUAACAUAUAACGAAGCGCUGCUUCGCGGGAUGAUAAACCAAGACUUAUUGAGUUGUUCGUGAGGGCGCAACCUGUUCUCCGGAUAUACGUCAUGACCAAAACAGCUCUUAGUCGAUAUUGCCCAAUGACUCGACCAGUUUUUAUCAUUACUUUCGGACAUAGAAAAAAUUUUAUUCUGAGAUUAUAUAUCCGGACCUAAAAGAAGGAUAGAGAAAAGAGGCGCAAGGAGAACCAAACAUGGUGACACACCGGUAACGCUUGUUCUUCAAAAAGCAUAAUAAUUAGGCUAUUUAAAGAGAAAGAAAAAAAGAAAAGUGUCGAGGAUUGUGCAAGGUAUGUUCACUGAACAAUAAUGAACGCCAUUAAUUAAUGGGAAUUAAUUAUUGCGGUUGUAUCAGGCAUCCGCCAUGCACGGAUUUUACUAUCGUAUAAAGAAAUACCAAGCAUUAUCAUGUUAUGAUAUGUUUUAAAAAGCGGUAGUUUAUUUUUCCAUGGUGGAGGCGUGGAAUGGUAUUGUUUUACCUAGUAUGGUUUCGGGCAAUGUGUUUACCCACAUCAGGUGAAUUAACUGAUGGUCCUCCUGUGCACUCUUGAAGAUUUUCUUCUUUCUUUUUUGUUUGUUCUUAUCUGUUUUUUUUUAAACUAGUUCUGUUUUCGUUUUUUCUUCUGCCAUAUAUUGCUUCGCAGUAUUUUUGCACGGUGCGAUAUCUUGCGCUUUAGAUUUUGUAAAAAUCAUCAGGAGUGCACUUGACGAGUUUCCUAUCGACGUAUCACGUGAAGGUGACUAAGAAAAAAUGCUUUAGAAUGCUGCGAAUCGUAACUUCAAUUUUAUUUGUACAUAACCAUGAUAGUGUGAAUAAUAAAGGUUCGUAGCGUUAUAUUAUA
This is a messenger RNA of Cephus cinctus (wheat stem sawfly), 5050 nucleotides long. RefSeq names its product zinc finger protein 845. Gene Ontology annotation, molecular function: zinc ion binding. The transcript is spliced from 4 exons. Bases 285 to 4091 code for a protein of 1268 amino acids. Gene Ontology annotation, cellular component: nucleus. NCBI's taxonomy places the organism in Eukaryota, Metazoa, Arthropoda, Insecta, Hymenoptera, Cephidae. The record is from RefSeq and is a predicted model, not a curated record.